AUGGAGGACCAUCCCUUCGAGACAAAGAGCCCCAGUUCCCCCCGCCGAUCCAGCAUUUCAAGCUGGACCAUCUCCGAACGUUCUCUCUCAGUCUCGACUACAGACUGCAGCAGCCCAAUGACCCUCACAUGCUCACCCCUUGAUGUGACAUCCACAGAGGAUGUCGAACCCCCGAUCCUCCCCAUCACAUACGCUGCGCUUUCCUUGCGCGACAGCCCCAGUUUCCACCCGCAAUUCAUCCCCCUGCUCUGGCACCUCUCAGCACAGCUCUGGCCACUGGUCAACUGUGAGACUGGCCAAACGCACCCAGACUUCCCCGCAACGAUGCUAGCUUACAACUUGCUUACUUCGGAGCAGGUCGACAACCUCGCCCGCCACUUUCAUCAAGUUUGGCCGCCCGUCCCAGCGAGCUACAACUACCCGGUUCGUAUCACCCCGUGGAUUGGGACGUCCGAGGAGCAUACUAUCGAUCUCCCUACGCGGGUGCGCCGUCUUGGGCGCUUUUUUGGUCUGCAGGGGUGUGAGUCACCUACUGAGGGGAAUGAGGAAGCUAUGGAUGUAGACUCUGGAAAUCAGGAAAAUGAACAAGGCAAUGAGGGGGCAAAUAUGAGUGAAGAGGAAGCCGAAUUGCUGCAACAGAUGGAGUUGGAGUGGCAUCAGGCGCUGCAGAGGGCGUCUGCCGAGGAAUCACAUCGGUGGAACCUCAAGUGA
Molecule: messenger RNA, 711 nt
Organism: Penicillium paradoxum
Lineage: Eukaryota; Fungi; Ascomycota; Eurotiomycetes; Eurotiales; Aspergillaceae
Exons: 1
Coding region: 1-711 (236 amino acids)
Source: RefSeq, a predicted model, not a curated record